This is a messenger RNA of Peromyscus californicus insignis, 4230 nucleotides long. It is a transcript of the gene Noxo1, whose product is annotated as NADPH oxidase organizer 1. Gene Ontology annotation, molecular function: superoxide-generating NADPH oxidase activator activity; protein binding; phosphatidylinositol binding. The coding region runs from base 3019 to 4125 and encodes 368 amino acids. The record is from RefSeq and is a predicted model, not a curated record. Gene Ontology annotation, biological process: superoxide anion generation. The transcript is spliced from 8 exons. NCBI's taxonomy places the organism in Eukaryota, Metazoa, Chordata, Mammalia, Rodentia, Cricetidae.
CUGUGUAGCUUUGCGCCUUUCCUGGAUCUCGCUCUGUAGACCAGGCUGGCCUCGAACUCACAGAGAUCCGCCUGCCUCUGCCUCCCGAGUGCUGGGAUUAAAGGCAUGCGCCACCACCGCCCGGCUCUGUGAGUGGAUUCUUAAGAGACAGGGAGGAACCUCUUACUAGCCACAGAGUUGGGACUCCUCUGUGUGCAUCUAAGUGAGAGGUAUGGUGAUAUAUUGUGUACCCUAAUAAACUUGUCUGAGGAUCAGAGGACAGAGCCAGCCACUAUAUUAGACAAAGAGGCCAGGCAGUAGUGGCACACACCUUUAAUUCUAGCAUUCAGGACGCAGAGAUCAGUCUGGAUCUCUGUGAGUUCAAGGCCACACUAGGAACAGAGCCAGGCAAUGGUGGCACAUAUCUUUUUUGUUGUUUGCUGUGGGAUGUUCUGUAUGGCAAAUGUGUUGCUGAUUGGUCAAUAAAUAAAACACUGAUUGGCCAUUGGCUAGGCAGGAAGUGUAGGUGGGACAAGGAGGAGAAUAAAUCUGGGAAGUGGAAGGCUGAAUCAGAGAGACACUGUCAGCCGCCAUGAUGAGAAACAGCAUGUGAAGAUGCCGAUAAGCCACGAGCCAUGUGGCAAGGUAUCAAUUAAUGGAAAUGGAUUAAUUUAAGCUGUAAGAACAGUUAGCAAGAAGCCUGCCACAGCCAUACAGUUUGUAACCAAUAUAAGUCUCUGUGUUUACUUGGUUGGGUCUGAUGGCUGUGGGACUGGCAGGUGAGAGAGAUUUAUCCUGACUGUGGGCCAGGCAGGAAAACUCUAGCUACAGUUGUUGUUGUUUAUUUUUAUUUAUUUAUUUUUAUUUAUUUUUCUAUUAUCAGCUUGAUACAGUAUAAAUUCUUAUCCUAAUAGUGAGAGUGAAAUGUUUCACUGAGGCUUGCCCAGUGAUUGAGUAAAACCAAAACUUAUUAUACGCCACAGUCAUCCUAGGGUCCCCCCUGCUAUGUAGCCUCCCUAGUUCUGUGGGUUGCAGUCUGAUUGUUCUUUGCUUUAUAUCUAGUAUCCACUUAUGAGUGAGUGAGUACAUACCAUGUUUGUCCUCCUGGGUUUGGGUUACCUCCCUCAGGAUGAUAUUUUCUAGUUCCAUCCAUUUGCCUGCAAAUUUCAUGAUGUCAUUGUUUUUCUCUGCUGAGUAGUACUUCAUUGUGUGUAUGUACCACAUUUUCUUAAUCCGUUCUUCAGUUGACGGGUGUCUAGGUUGUUUCUAGGUUCUGGCUAUUACGAAUAGUGCUGCUAUGAACAUAGUUGAGCAUGUAUCUUUGUGUAUGAUUGAGCAUUUCUUGGGUAUAUGCCCAAGAGUGGUAUGGCUGGGUCUUGAGGUAGAUUGAUUCCCAAUUUUCUGAGAAACCGCCAUACUGAUUUCCACAGUGGUUGUACAAGUUUGCAUUCCCACCAACAGUGGAGGAGUGUUCCCUUUGCUCCACAUCCUCUCCAACAUUGACUGUCAUUAGUGUUUUUGAUCAUAGCCAUUCUGACAGGUGUAAGAUGGCAUCUCAGAGUCAUUUUGAUUUGCAUUUCUCUGAUGAUUAAGGAUGUUGAGCAUUUCUUUAAAUGUCUUUCAGCCAUUUGUGAUUCUUCUUUUGAGAAUUCUCUGUUUAGCUCUUUAGCCCAUUUUUUAAUUGGAUUGUUCAGUAUUUUGAUAUCUAGUUUCUUGAGUUCUUUAUAUACUUUGGAGAUCAGUCCUCUGUCAGAUGUGGGGUUGGUGAAGGUCUUUUCCCAUUCUGUUGACUGUCUUUUUGUCUUAUUGACCGUGUCUUUUGCCCUACAAAAGCUUCUUAGUUUCAAGAGGUCCCAUUUAUUAAUUGUUGUGCUCAGUGUCUGUGCUGCUGGUGUUAUAUUUAGGAAGUGAUCUCCUGUGGGUGGCACAUACCUUUAAUCCCAGCACUUGAGAGCUCAUUCCUUUAAUCCCAGGAAAUAAUAUGGUAGGACAGAGAAAGGUAUAUAAGGUGUGAGGAAACAGGAACUCACUCUCUUUAGGCUGAGGAUUUCUUAGAGGUAAGAACUUGUGGCUGGCUGUUCUGCUUCUCUGAUCUUUCAGCUUUCACCCUGAUAUCUGGCUCUGGGUUUUUAUUAAAAGAUCACCUAAGAUUCGAACAAGAGAGGAGGCAGUGGCUAUGGAGGAUAAGUGGAGGGCAUCUAGGGUUGGUAGGGGCAGGCAGCGGCUGCCAGUUGGGUGGUUAGAGGGGUCCACAGUUCCUCUAGGUCCCUAGGGGUGGGUACUCACGGCUUUUCCAGUUGCUGGCUUCUGUCUUCUAAUGUUUCUGAAAUAGCCAGUAUGUAAGAACCUGUAUGUUGUUUAAGGCAUAUCAAGACUUGGCCAAGGAAAGAGGUGAGGUUUCAUGGCCUUUUUACACAGGUUUGAGCCUUAGCUGCUCAGGGGCCUGAGGCAGGAAUAUCCCAAGUUUAAAGCCAGCCUUUGCAAAUUAUUGAAACUCUUGUCUCAAAGCCCACUCCCCCCAACCCACCCCGUAAAAACCCACAGCUGAACGGAAAGGCCCCAGGGGUGAAAAAGUUGAUUCAGAUGACAACAGCAUACAGCCCCACAGGCGAAUUCAAAAACCAAGCUGUUGGGCGCACGCAGCCUGGGACGACAGUUCAGCAGGCAGGGUAAGAGGCAGCCGGCAGGUGAGGUGGAGGCGGCACUUUGUAGUGGAGCUGCCUACCUCCUUUCUUCCCUUGGCUAGGGGAGGAAAGGAGCCCCAGGCGGCAGUUCCAACCCCUCAGGGUUGUUUCAGAACAGUCCAGUACAAAGGACUUCAUUUUUUCCUCCCACCUGCCGCAGCUUGCCCCUCCCCCAGCACAGCCCUCCUGUGCUGAAUCCUCUUAGAUUUUGUGCUUGAAGAACAACCAGGAAACUGAAAAGUUUCCGGGUGUGAGUGCUGUGCAGGGACUCGGUUUCGGGCAGUGUUGGGAAAUUCCACUUCAUUUCUUCCGGCUGCUCAGAGCCCCUUCAAGCACCCAGCAGGAGGCCACAAUCAUGGCAGGUCCAAGACACCCAGUAUCAGCGCAUGCGGUAGCCCUGGUGCAGAUGGAGCGACUCCAGACAUUUGCCUUCUCCGUGCGCUGGUCAGACUGCAGUGACUCCUCUGUUCGCAGGAGCUGGGAGGAGUUUAGGCGGCUCCAGAAGAUCCUUAAGAAAACCUUCCCAGUGGAGGCGGGCCUGCUCCAGAGAUCUGAACGAAUUCUUCCCAAGCUUCCUGAUGUUCCACUGCUGACUCGUCAGGGGCGUACUGGCCGAGGCCUGGUACGUUUGCGGCUGCUGAACACCUAUGUACAGGAACUGCUGGCAAGCUCAGAGCGAGUAUUGAGGAGCGCAGCACUCAAUGACUUCUUUGCACCCAAACCUCUGGAUCUGGAGCCCACACUGCCUCCUGGCAGCCUGGUGAUCCUGCCCACACCAGAGGAGCCCUUAUCCCAACCUGCAAGCAGUCUUGCCAUUCAUAGCCUGGAGGCUCAGAGCAUGCGCUGUUUACAGCCUUUUUAUACCCGUGACACAAGAGACAGACCUUUCCACACACAGGCUCAAGAAAUUCUGGACGUAUUACUACGACAUCCUUCAGGUUGGUGGCUGGUGGAGAACAAGGAUCAGCAGACAGCCUGGUUUCCAGCUCCCUACCUGGAGGAGGUAGCCCCAGGCCAGGCCCAGGAGUCAGGCCUGGCUUUGCAAGGCAGUGGGACGCAGUUCUGUGCUACCCAGGCCUAUGAGGGCAGUCACACCGAUGAGCUAUCAGUGCCUGCAGGGGCACGUGUGUGUGUGCUGGAAACCUCCGACCGAGGCUGGUGGCUGUGCAGGUACAGUGGCCGGGUAGGCCUGUUCCCAGCAGUGCUGCUGCAGCCCGAAGGGCUGGGCUCCCUCCUGGGCAGGCCAGGGCCCCCAGCCGGUGGAAGGGAAGUCAAGGUGGCCAAGGGCAGGACUGCUCCCCCUGUAGUGCCAACUCGGCCCUGUCGGAGCGCCAUCCAGAGCCGAUGCUGCACCGUCACCCGCAUGGCACUGGGACAGGAAAAGAGCCCCAGGGUCCCCCCUGAGGAUUUGUGCAGCCCUGCAGAGAGAUUGUAUUGUCAAUCCCAACCACAGGCAAAGUAGGGAACCAGACCUGCCAAGGGAGCAGGAUAGGGUGGGGCUGGAUGGCUGACAGGGUCAAGGGGCAGCAACUUCCCAUUUCCUCUAAAUAAAAGUGGAAUGACUUCA